AGAUUUUCGAAUGUUUGGGCUGUCAGCCGAAUGAGCCCAACUCCAACUCGAAACUCCUCUCCACUUGAUCCGUCGUGUGCUCUCAACGAGCUCGACUGCAAUGGUCUCAUGGUUAUUUUAGAAAAGAAAAAUCACGAUCUUGAGCUUGCGGCUAAGAUUGGCCAAUCGUUGUUGGAGCAGAACAAAGAUCUUCAGACAAAAAAUGAGUUCCUCGAGGAGAGUGUCAACAAGAACCUGGACACAAUUGUUCAACUGAAACAUGAGCUUAAUCAACGAAUUGAGCUACUCAGGGUCUACUCACAUUUAGAUGAUGAUGGUUUACCAAGGUCAAACAGCGACGAGGCACUCCGAGAACGGCUUAAAUCCACAAAAUCGGAAAACGAGAGACUUCGCCAAGAAUGUGAUCUUCUCCGGCAAGAAUCCGCUAUAGUCACUGCUCAGAAGAAUAGUUCAUACCUGCUAGAAAAACAGUUGGAUUACACAAAUGACAAAGUGAUCAGCUUGCAAAAGUUGAUUGAACAAAAAACAACAGAACUCAAUCAACAAUAUGAGAACACUGGAAAGCUGAUGAAUGAACUGGCGGAUAAGGAUAAGAAAGAAAGAAUGAUCUCAAUGGAAAAAGAAGAAAUGGGUGCGAUACUCAUUGAGAUGAUCCAAAGACAUGACACAAUGCAAGCUGAGCACAAAGAGAUGCAGGAUCAAUACGCGGAGCUCAUGGCUAAUUUUGCGGAAACUGAAUCCGAGUUGAAUAAGCUCAGAAGUACCGGGAACUUAAGAAUGUCUUAUGACUCUCUCUAUGACUCCCUUGCGUCUGAAAUGGAAAACUCCGAGUUUUCACCAGCGGGUCGCACAACACAAUUGACAGUUCUUACGGGGAGAGAUAGCUAUGCAAAUGAUAGUGGAAUUGAUGCAGGUGGUCCAAUGAGCUUGGCAGCUGAGAUUGAACACUCAGAAAAGUAUCAAAUUCCCUCGAUCGCAGAGCCUAUCUUUGCUACCUCAUCAAAACUGGCGGCUCUCUGUGAUGCGAGCACUUCAUGCACAGAUAUCUAUCGUGAUUCUACUCCAACGAUACAGGACGACGAUGUCACAACUCCUUCGGUCUCUGGCAUUAACGCACAUUAUGCUGAGACCAACCAACUUAGCUUCCCCAGCGAAGAAGCCGUGUCCACACCGAUUGUGGCACGAAAGUAUAUCCCGUGUAGCAGCCCGAGUAAGAGCAAUUUGAGCAAGUUACAACGGUUGCAUAUAGGUAAUCGUCCACAUGCUCAAAGUUUCGAUGUUCCAUCUACAACUAUUUAUGACGCAUCGUCUUACGCAGAGUCAAAACUAGGACAACCGGGAAUGCCUGGAACUCGUGAUCUGGAUAUCUCCUUGAAAGUAAUCAAGGCUAGGGAAGAGGUGCAAAAAGAGUUUGCGGCGUUUUGUCAGCGGAAAGGUAUCGAUCAGCAACAGUUUUUCGGUUCUCAGGACCGUCGUCAAUCAAAUGAAACAUCAUGGAUGGAUUUCAGUGCUGCAUACGGAGUCAGAAUGAUUCAGAGUCUGAAACCAAGACAUGCCGAACAGUCAUUAGCAUUGGGUCUCAGACAAGGAGUGUUGACGAGAGCAGAGCUUCUCACGUCUCCAUCAACAUCACCUCAACAUCGAAGUUUAUCACUCUCAUUAUCACCUGGAACAUCUGACGGUGGUCUCACGAAAAUUGGUGCAAUCCACGGUGUUUUAUCAAGAAGAUAAAGGAAAAUGGCUUUUACUUUAACAAAUGUUUCCUCUCAAUUUCUGAAUACAUGUACAUUUUUUAAAAUGAUUCGAUUUGUUCUACCCCCACUCCACCUAAUUUUUGAAUUGAAAUUUCACUAAUACUUAUUUGAAAAAUACUUAAGAAAUUAGAGCUUUUAACUUGAUUUUUUUUGUUUUUAUUUGUUUUAAACAGCUAGAAAUUUAGUGUCUUGAAAUGUGUGUAAACCGGUUUUUGCUUUUAAGCCAAAUGUUUGACUUUUUUGGAAUUUAAAUUGUAUUGAAAUUAUGUAUCGUUAAUAAAUUUCGAAUUUCUCAAUGAAAAAUGGCGAAAGGUGGUAAU
This is a messenger RNA of Caenorhabditis elegans, 2074 nucleotides long. It is a transcript of the gene trak-1, whose product is annotated as HAP1 N-terminal domain-containing protein. NCBI's taxonomy places the organism in Eukaryota, Metazoa, Nematoda, Chromadorea, Rhabditida, Rhabditidae. The transcript is spliced from 13 exons. The record is from RefSeq and is marked reviewed. The coding region runs from base 31 to 1731 and encodes 566 amino acids. Gene Ontology annotation, cellular component: mitochondrion; cytoplasm.